CACUUCCGCACUUUUACAACAUUACAGGUAAACGACAUGAGAACGUAGCGCCGUCGUCCGACUCGUUCAGGUGAAAUCUCAACGACCGCGUCUUUCGCAUGAAGAACAACAGCGGCGGCCGGCGACCACCCGAACACGAAACAAUAAUUGGCCAUUCGGCUUACAUGUCAGCGUUAACACCACCGAGUCAGCCACUGUCGCCAUGUGUACGCGGUACCAGUCGUGACCCAGUAACGCCGUGACGGGUUGCCAGGCCGAUUGAUGUGCUCGACAAUGUCCUCGAACUCCAACAGAAUCAUACAGCCGAGAAACCUGGCGUCCAUACUGAUGAAGCUGCACGGCGCGUUCGCCGAGGCCAUCACGUCGCCGAAAGCGGCCAUCGACAAGCGCACCUUGGAGAAAACAUGGAAGCUCAUGGACAAAGUCGUGAAGCUCUGCCAACAUUCCAAGAUGAACCUGAAGAACUCACCGCCGUUCAUACUCGACAUACUGCCCGACACGUACCAGCGCCUUCGGUUCAUAUACGCCCAGUACGAGAACGACUUGUCCGACCUGUACAACAACGAACAUUUCACCGUGUUCAUACUGAACGUGAUACGCAAGUGCAAGCAGGCCAUAAAACUGUUCAAAGAAGGCAAGGAGAAAAUGUACGACGAAAACUCACAUUACAGGCGAAACUUGACAAAGCUGAGCCUGGUGUUUAGCCAUAUGCUCAGCGAACUCAAAGCAAUAUUCCCAAAUCAUCGUUUUGCGGGUGACAAAUUCAGAAUCACAAAAAGCGAUGCCGCCGAUUUUUGGAGACACAAUUUUGGAAUGAGUACUGUCGUUCCAUGGAAAAUAUUUCGAAGUGCUCUUCAUGAGGUUCAUCCAAUCGUAAGUGGCCUCGAAGCAAUGGCACUCAAGUCAACAAUAGACUUGACUUGCAAUGACUACAUAUCAAAUUUUGAAUUUGAUGUUUUUACUAGAUUAUUUCAACCUUGGCCAACGUUGCUAAGAAACUGGAAGAUAUUAGCCGUAACUCAUCCCGGAUAUGUAGCAUUUUUGACGUACGAUGAAGUAAAAGCUCGUUUAGAAAAAUUCAUAACCAGACCAGGAAGCUAUGUGUUUCGUUUGAGUUGUACAAGAUUAGGACAAUGGGCUAUAGGAUAUGUGACAACCGAGGGUGAAAUUUUACAAACCAUUCCUCAAAACAAGUCUUUGUGUCAAGCAUUGUUAGACGGAGCUCGGGAAGGAUUUUAUCUUUAUCCAGAUGGGCAAAAAGGAAAUCCAGACUUAUCAAACGCUGUUGAACAGAGCCCAGAAAAUCAUAUCAGAGUAACACACGAGCAGUACGAAAUGUAUUGCGAAAUGGGUUCCACUUUUCAAAUUUGCAAAAUAUGCACAGAAAACGAUAAGGACGUUCGAAUUGAACCUUGCGGUCAUCUUUUAUGCACACCUUGCCUUAACUCUUGGAUGGAGUCCGACGGCCAAGGUUGUCCGUAUUGCCGAGCUGAAAUCAAAGGUACCGAGCACGUCGUAGUUGAUCCUUUUGAUCCUAAACGAAUCAAGUACAAAACCGUUCCAAUUAUGCCGAUUGUACAGCAACAUUCGGAUGAUGACGAUGACGACGAAGAAGAUGAUGAAAUCAAAUAAUAAUCGCAAUAGUGAUACCAAUUUUUUAGUUGAAAAAAAAAACAAACAUACACAUUAUAAAAAGUUAAUUUACUGUGAUAGGCGUUGAUAGGAAAAAUUCUCUUAAAGUUUGUUCGUCUGUCGGGGAACGACUUUUGAAUCAACGGCCCAUAUUAUCAAUUUUCUUGUGAUAACGUCGACAAUUUCUAAUGGGUGAUAUUGACAAGCUCUUGAGUAGGUAAUUUUUUUUCAUAUUAAGUCGAACGACAGCAUAAGUUAUUCAAGACUUAUAUAUAAUAUGGUCAUUAAAUUAAUUUAAUUUUUUUUAUUUUUAUACUGCCUAUAAAUCAUUCCUCCAUUUUGUUUCUAAUUUUUUCAUCGGUAUUUCAGUAUUACAAAAAGAAAAAAAAAGCCUACAUUCUUGAGAGACGCGUAAUGAAUUUAUCUGUCAUCGACAAACUAAAAGUAAUUCGUGUUUGCGUGACAUAUUUACAUAGUAUUCAUGUGUUUUGUUGGUUUGAUGUGUGUAUGUGUAUAUGUAUAAAUAUAUAUAUUUUUAUUAAAAUUAUCAUAUAUAAAUCUUUUUGGGAAUGAGGAUAAUGUAUUUUGUUUAUUAAUUCAUACAGGGUCAAUCGGGAGUUGUGUUAUAUUUUCGUUGAAAACACGAUCAACAAAAAUCUAAUUGUAUAACGUAGUAUAAUAUGUAUACCAUCACACCGCGGUAGAAGUUAAUUUCUAGUCUCCAUUCAAUCUAGUCUAGCUAAGAACACUUCAUUGGUUUUUUUUUUUUAUUCUUUAUUGCUACACUCUAUUUUUUUAUAUUAUUAUUAUUAAAAUAUCAUUCGAGAGCUGAACAUUUUCGUCCCCUCCACUCUUAACUCAUUUAAUAUACUAUGAUCAUAUGGAUAUAAUUAGUAUUUUUUUUCUACACGCUUUAUUUUUCCCCGUUAGAAAUAUCAAUCGGCAAUCGUUUAGUAAGUUAAUGUGCGUUUAGUAGUAACAUAUAUAAUAACAAUCAUUAUUUAUUGUGUAAUGAGCGUAGGACAAUAGUUAGCUGUAGUCUGUUUAAUUAAAAUUAGUUGAUAGUGUUUUCUCUGACUCUUUAUUUUUUAAGGGGCAAUAAGCUACAUAAAAUGCGAGUAUACCGAAUGUAAUAUUAUGUAUUUAAAUUUAAAUAUAAUUAAAAAUUGUAUGUGAUUAUAUUAUUUUACUGGACAGUAUUAUUUCAUAUCCAACAAUAAAGUGAAACAUUGUUUUGUUAACAACGACUAGGGUUUUUUCGAUGUACAAAUAAAGCAUAAGUGGUAUACUAUGUGGUUUAAAAAUAUUAAUUUUGAAUUCUUACUUGUCGAUGAAAUUACGUGUACGAUAAGAGAAAGCGUCAAUAACUGUGUAUGUAUUGUAAACUUAAAUAAUAAAGUUAGAGGCCUUAAACUAUUUCAUUGUUACAGGGUUAUGUUAUAUGCGCAAUAAAGUACAUAUAUAUAUAUAUUUAUUUUUAUUAAACUAGCGUUAAAAUAUCAAUCGUAAUUAAAAAAAAUUGUUGUUUAUAUUAUUUACCUAUAUAUAAAUAUAUAUUUAUAACUAUCUACUAUAUAUAUAUAUUUUUUUUUAUGACUAAACGGUUAUUAUGUGAAUUCACUCGAGCGAUUGUUUUAGCUUUGACAACCAUUCAUCGUAAAUGUAAUUAAGCAAUAAUACCAUCGGAGGAUUGGUGUGCAUUAUAUUGUGUGUGACAUAUUAUUUUAUUUUAGUAUUUGUAUUAAUUAUUAUUUAUUAUUAUAAUUAUUUUAAUUGUAUUAUAUUUUUUAACGUGUAAAAACAAAUAAAUAUAUUAUUAUUUAUAUUUUUUUGUAUUUGUUGUAAAUAAAUCAAAUUUAAGUUUCGGUGAAUA
This is a messenger RNA of Adelges cooleyi (spruce gall adelgid), 3505 nucleotides long. RefSeq names its product E3 ubiquitin-protein ligase CBL-B (gene Cbl). Gene Ontology annotation, biological process: negative regulation of epidermal growth factor-activated receptor activity; cell surface receptor signaling pathway. Gene Ontology annotation, molecular function: receptor tyrosine kinase binding; ubiquitin protein ligase activity; calcium ion binding. The transcript has 6 exons. NCBI's taxonomy places the organism in Eukaryota, Metazoa, Arthropoda, Insecta, Hemiptera, Adelgidae. Bases 262 to 1632 code for a protein of 456 amino acids. The record is from RefSeq and is a predicted model, not a curated record. Gene Ontology annotation, cellular component: plasma membrane; membrane raft.